Molecule: messenger RNA, 2235 nt
Organism: Xenopus laevis (African clawed frog)
Lineage: Eukaryota; Metazoa; Chordata; Amphibia; Anura; Pipidae
Gene: pnkp.S
Product: polynucleotide kinase 3'-phosphatase
Exons: 17
Coding region: 161-1945 (594 amino acids)
Biological process (GO): DNA repair; DNA damage response
Cellular component (GO): nucleus; site of double-strand break
Molecular function (GO): double-stranded DNA binding; ATP-dependent polydeoxyribonucleotide 5'-hydroxyl-kinase activity; polynucleotide 3'-phosphatase activity
Source: RefSeq, a predicted model, not a curated record
GAGCCCUAUGAUUGGCUCAUUCUCCUGGCCGCUUCUCUUUUCAGAGCGCAGUUCUCUAUUAUAGACAAUGAAAUGUGCCAAUCCUAGAGCGAGAGAAAGAUGCGGAAGUAGGCGGGAUUGGGGAAUACAUGCUGACAAUAGAAACUGAUAAUACGUGGAAAUGAAGUGUUUCUUAAGAAGCGUUGAUGGGAAGCACGGCCCCAUAGCCCUACCUGAAGGCAAAGGGGUCACUAUAGGAAGAGGCCCAGAAACACUCAUAACAGACAGGAAGUGUUCUAAGACUCAAGUGGAACUUGUGGCUAAUCUGGAGAGCAGAGCGGUCCGUGUAACCCAGUUGGGUGCAAACCCUUGCUCAGUUGGAGAGGCAUUGCUGAAGAAGGGGGAGAGCAUAUUAAUGAAAGAAGAUCAGAUUCUCUUUAUGGUAAACGGUCUACAUCCAUAUACUGUGCUCUUCAAGGAAGAUAGUUCUAAACCUGCAGGUGACGCUGGAAAAAUCGAUAAAAAAUCACCAAAGACCACCAUAACUGCACCCCCUUCCAUAUCAUCAAAGAAGACGAUAGUAGAUUUCUUUGGGGCCUCCACAUCCAAAGGACACAAGAGGCGUGUACAGGAUGAUAACACACUCGCAGGCUCAAGCAAUAAGAAGCCAAAGUACCAGGACACCAAAGCUGAGGCUGGACAAGAGUGGGAUGACUCGGAAGAGGAGGAAAUAGCACGGAAACUGGCUCAUUUGCAGGAAACAGCAGCUAAGGCAAACUCAAACCCAUCCCAGACUUCUUCAAAUGACGAGAGAGGAGUUGUCUGUAGCAAAGAUUCCUGGGAAGAACACGGGAAGCUUCUGCUGUUUAACAAGAAAGGGAUUCAGGCCAGUUCUAAGAUUGCUGGAUUUGAUAUUGAUGGCACAAUUAUAACCACAAAGUCAGGACGAGUCUUCCCCUUAAAUGCUGACGACUGGAAAAUUUUAUAUCCAGAGGUUCCCAGGAAAUUAAAAGAGCUUCUAGCCAAUGGUUAUAAGGUUAUCUUCAUCACCAACCAGAUGGGAAUCAGCCGCGGUAAGCUGCAGCCUGAAGUUUUCAAAGCCAAAGUGGAAGCCAUUUUGGAUCAUUUGGGGAUUCCCGUGCAGGUCUUUGUGGCUACUGGGAUGGGAAUAUACCGCAAACCCGUGACUGGAAUGUGGGACCAUUUGUGUGAGAAGGCCAAUGAUGGGAUUGAAGUGAAGAAGGAAGACUGCCUCUAUGUUGGAGAUGCUGCUGGGCGGCCAGCAAAUUGGGCCCCUGAUCGUAAGAAGAAAGACUUUUCUUGCAGUGACCGCCUGUUUGCUCUAAAUAUUGGCAUAAAGUUCUUCACGCCAGAGGAGUUUUUUCUUGGAUGGAAAAAGGCUGCUUUUAAUUUCCCCGUCUUUGAUCCAAGGAAUGUGAAUCCCAGUGGGCAGUUAUAUGAACCCCCCUCCGCAUCGCUAGUCUCUCCCUCCCCAGAAGUGGUGGUGGCCGUGGGCUUUCCUGGAGCUGGAAAAUCCACUUUCUUUAAAGAGCAUUUGGUGCCAAAAGGUUAUGAUUACGCCAACCGGGACACACUGGGAUCGUGGCAGAAGUGUGUGGCAGCCUGUGAAGAUGCACUGAAGAAAGGAAAGCGUAUUGUCAUAGACAACACCAACCCUGACUUGGAGUCUCGCAGCAGGUACAUAGACUGCGCUCGGAAAGCCGGGUUGCCAGCAAGGUGCUUCCUCUUCACAGCCACCAUUGAAGAAGCAAAACACAACAACCGAUUCCGGGAGAUGACUUGCAAAGGUCAUGUUUCUGUUAAUGACAUGGUUAUCAAUAGCUACAGGAGCAAGUUUGUCGAGCCGUCUACCAGCGAAGGCUUCAGUGAAAUUCUAAAAAUACAUUUUGUGCCCAUUUUUAAAGAUCCAAAGCUACAGGCUUUGUACCAGCAGUUCUCAGAAUAAGUUCUUAGUUCAGCACCCGUGCAAGGCACGCAGGGAUCAGGCAACUAAUCUACACGAUCAAAGCUUCUGCCACAAAGGUUUGCCUUUGUAUUCUUUCAAUACAGAGAAGUAGAUCAGAAUACGCUCAUUCUCCAUCUGUAUUCGUAAACCAGACCCAAUGUUGCAUUCCGUACCAAUAUGUUAUAGUCUAUUUUGACCAGUAGGUGGUGCUGCUGUUUAUUUUUGCUAUAUUUACAUAUUUUUGCAUAUUAUACACUGUUCUUAUAUAAAAGAAUAAAACUGUCCCAACA